Messenger RNA from Knipowitschia caucasica, 1218 nucleotides. NCBI's taxonomy places the organism in Eukaryota, Metazoa, Chordata, Actinopteri, Gobiiformes, Gobiidae. The record is from the annotation of a GenBank genome assembly.
AUGGCUCCUCGUCCUUCACUCCAGAGCCCAGGAAAAAUCGAGGGUACCUGGCAACCGCUCGCCUUUUUCAGCCGCCAGCUUGUCCCCAGGGAGCGUAAAUACAGCACCUUUGACAGAGAGCUGCUCGCUGUUUGGUUGGCAAUCCGCCACUUCCGCUUCGUCCUGGAGGGCCGUGAGUUUACGGUUUUUGUUGACCACAAGCCCCUUACGGCGAUCGUUGGUGCGGUCCAGCUCGGACUAGACUACGCGCGUAUGGGUGCAGACCAGGCCGCAGACCGCACCCUUCAGUCCCUCAAGGACUCGGACACUGGACUGCAGCUGGGAAAGGUCGCGGUCGGCGCUUCUGGGCGUGCUAAGGUGCACCGCCAUACCAAGGCCCCAUUAGAACCUUUUGUUGUUCCGGAGAGGAGGUUUGACCACGUUAACAUCGACCUGGUGGGGCCGCUUCCCCCUUCACGUGGUUUCACUUACCUCCUCACGAUGGUAGACAGGACGACGCGCUGGCCUGAGGGCUAUUACCCUCGCCUCUAUCACGUCUGCCGAUGUGGCUCGGGCGUUCAUUGGCACAUGGGUUUUGCGUUUCGCCUGACGGACGGCAACUGGGUGGACAAACUGCCCUGGUUCAUGCUUGGCCUUAGGACCGCCCCCAAGGAGGAUCUGCAGUCCUCGUCUGCCGAGCUUGUUUACGGCCAGGCUUUGCGGGUGCCUGGGGAUUUUAUACCGGAUGCUACGAGACCUUGGUCUGCUACUGAACAGCGGUCCUCCCUGCGGGAGGUGGCCAUGGGGUUUGCGCCUGUUCCUAGGUCGCAGCACUGCUCCCCUGAGUCCCGGAUGCCCGCUGGCCUCCGCUCUGCGUUGUUUGUUUUCGUCCGCCACGACGCCCACCGUGGACCGCUGCGUCCCCCUCAUGACGGCCCGUUUAAGGUUUUGCAGCAUGGGGACAAGAGCCUGGUCGUGGACAUUGGGGGUAGACCUGAAACUAUUUCCGUUGAUAGGAUCAAGCCUGCUCAUGUGGACAUUUCCAGACCGUUGGUGUUGGCCCAAGCCCCACGCCGCGGACGCCCCCCAGUACUUUGUCCCCCUGGUCAGUCGGGAGUUCCUUCGACCGGGACGGUGCCGGCUGCGUCCCCCGCUUCCCUCCCCUCAGCCCCUGCCACUUGUACUCGGAGUGGUCGGGCCAUCAUUCCAUUCCGGAGUGGGGAUUUUGACUAUGGUUGA